AUGAGGCAGCAGCAGCAGCAGCAACAGAUUGAAAAUCUGGAAAUUCAAGGCAAUCCAGCUGCCGACAGUAAGAAGAUUAUCGAGUCUUUGGCAACGGAAUCCAAGACUUUCAAUAUGAUCCGGAUGGAGCAAUUUUCUUCGAUGCUUGUUGAAGAAACUGUUCACCCCCCCCGAACCAAUUUUCUGGCUACGCCACUGCAGCUUAAGAAUCAUUUCCCUGAGGUAUUUCAAACCACAUUGCGUAGGUGCACCAAAGCGCAAGUGAAGCUCUACCUGAAGCCCGAGGCACGCCCUUCCUACUGCCCAAAACGACCAGUGGCGUACGCUGCACUUCCCAAGGUAGACGAAGAACUCGAAAGGCUCCAGAACAACGGAAUAAUUUCUCUGGUUCGGUUUUCGGACUGGGCAGCUCCGAUAGUCGUAGUACGCAAGGCAGACAACUUAUCGGUUCCUGUGUGUGGUGACUAUUCAACGGGAUUGAAUAAUGAAUUGGAAUGUGAUCGUCAUCCCGAUGCUUUUGCGGAAUUGGCUGGGGUGCGCUACUUCCAACACCUUGACUUGGCUGACGCAUACUUGCAGGUCGAGGUCGAGAAGGAUUCACGAAAGCUACUCACGGUUAACACUCACCGUGGCUUGUUUCAGUACAAUCGACUUCCCCCUGGAGUUAAGUCAGCACCCGGCGCUUUCCAGCGCAUCAUCGACUGCAUGGUGGCUGGCAUUCCUGGUGUCAAUCCGUAUUUAGACGACAUCUUUAUCGCUGGUCGCACCAAAGAGGAACACGAUCGCAAGCUUUACGCUGUCCUCGAACGUGUGCGUGAGUAUGGUUUUCAUUUACGCCUCGAAAAAUGUCGUUUCGGACUGUCGCAAAUUGAGUUCCUCGGACAUAUCGUAGACAAGGAUGGUAUUCGACCUGACGCUGCAAAAACGGAAGCCAUUUCCAAGAUGCAGCCGCCGAACGAUGUCAAGCAGCUCCGGUCCUAUCUCGGCGCAGUCAACUAUUAUGGUCGAUUCGUCAAGCAGAUGAAGCAAUUAAGGGCUCCUCUAGAUAACCUGCUCAAAAACGACAUCCCAUGGAACUGGACUCCUGAAUGUCAAAAGUCUUUUGAGCAGUUCAAGACCAUUCUACUCUCAGACCUACCACUUACCCACUACGACUCGUCCAAAGAGAUCAUAGUUGCAGCGGACGCAUCAAAGUACGGUCUUGGUGCUGUAAUUAUGCAUCGAUUCCUAACCGGUGAGGUGAAGGCAAUCGCUCAUGCCUCUCGCUCACUCACACCAGCUGAAAUGAACUACGGCCAAGUAGAAAAAGAAGCAUUAGCGCUCAUUUUUGCGGUCACCAGUUUGCAUAAGAUGCUGUACGGAUGCCACUUUCUCCUGCAGGUUCAAGGAAAGGUAUUCCGGUAUACACUGUGAACCGUCUGCAGUGCUGGGGCUUGACAUUGCUGCUUUAUGAUUCUGACAUUAAGCACAUUUCGACAGCCAACUUCGGUUAUGCAGAUUUCCUAUCCCGAUUAAUGUCAACCCAACGUAAACUGGACGAAGACUACGUAAUAGCCUCCCUCUACGUCGAAUCCGAAGCCAAAGCCAUUCUCGACGACACCAUCAGCAAUCUUCCAAUUACACAUAAAAUUGUGGGUGUGACUGAUUGUGGCUGAAACACGAAAGGAUCCAGUUCUCCAGCAAGUGGUAAAUUUCAUCAACGAAGGUUGGAUAGCACAUGCAAAUCAAAUCGACAUUCCUGACGUAAGAGGAUAUUUUGCUAGAAGAGAAGGACUUCAAGUCGUCGACCACUGUGUUAUGUUCGGCGAUCGAAUCGUCAUACCCUUCAAGUUCCUCAUGCAUAUUAUUCGUCAACUUUAUCGUGGACACCUAGGAAUUGACCUCAUGAAAGCUCUGGCCCGCAGUUACAUCUACUGGCCACAUAUCGACGACGAUGUAGCUAGAUUUGUUCGUCAGUGCACAGCGUGUGCUGAAGCAGCAAAGUUUCCGAAGAAAACAACAUUG
This is a messenger RNA of Armigeres subalbatus, 2004 nucleotides long. RefSeq lists its product as uncharacterized. Lineage: Eukaryota; Metazoa; Arthropoda; Insecta; Diptera; Culicidae. The record is from RefSeq and is a predicted model, not a curated record.